Molecule: messenger RNA, 1284 nt
Organism: Drosophila biarmipes
Lineage: Eukaryota; Metazoa; Arthropoda; Insecta; Diptera; Drosophilidae
Product: guanine nucleotide-binding protein subunit beta-like protein 1
Exons: 3
Coding region: 78-1049 (323 amino acids)
Molecular function (GO): protein binding
Source: RefSeq, a predicted model, not a curated record
ACCCGCAACGGCCACACUACCACGAGACCAAACAAAAACAAACUCAUUUUAAUUAAUUAAUUUAAAUAAAACUAGUUAUGGCUGUGCUACCACCAGACCCUGUAUUCAGCCUGCGAUCCCCCGACAUGGGAGCCGUGAACUCACUUUGCUUUCAGGAAAACGAUCGCCUGUUGGCGGGAACCAUUAAAGGCAGUGUUUUCCUUUGGGACUUGCAGACCAACCGCUCCGCCCUGCACUUCGAAGUAGGAUCCGACCCCAUAACCAGCCUGCACCACACCCCCGAUCGCCUGGUGACCCAGGAGAAGGGCGGCACCAUCACCAUGUUCUCCAUCGGCGGCAGUAGCUACGUAAAGGAGCGCAGCAUUCCAGGCAACCACCUAGGCUACUGUCGAUCUGCCCUGCACACGGGCACCAGCAACACCAAUGAGCAGCUGCUCUUCUAUCCCUGCGAGGAGUCCUCCAUCGGGGUGCUCCAUGUAACAGAUGCAGCGGCCCCAACCCAGAUGCUAACCCCAGAGGACCCGCAGCUGCCAAAACUGGGCAGUGUGACCUGCUUCAAGCCCUUCGAGUCCGCCUCGCAGCUCUUCCUGCUGGCUGGCUACGAGUCCGGUCACUUCCUCACCUGGGACAUCAGCUCGGGCGUCAUUGUGGAUGUGCUAGAGCUGGCGCAGGAUGCCACCUGCGUGGAUUAUGAUCCAGUGACGAAUCGCGGCAUUGUGGGUAGUCCUACCGACAAACUAAUUAGUUUCAGCUACCAACGACCGUCUAUGCAACUACAGCGGGGCUCGGAGCUGAGCAUCAAGAAUCCAGGAGUGAAUUGCGUCCGAAUUCGCUCCGACCAGAAGGUGUUUGCCAGUGCCGGCUGGGACGGACGCAUUCGGAUCUUCUCGUGGAAAAGCCUCCGACCACUGGCCGUGCUGACGCAGCACAAAAAUGGCGGAGUAAUGGACCUGGCCUACUCCAGCCAACAGGUGGCCAUGUGGCGGGCUCCCAUCAUGGCGGCAGCCGGCAUGGACAGCCAAAUAUCCCUGUGGGACCUCUACAACUGAGCUGCGAUCUAUUCUUAAGUGUUGUAGUGUCUGUAUCAGAGACCCUUACUUGCAAUGGUCAAGAAAUCCUCCUGAACCAAUUUUCCAUGUACAAGUAUUUUUGUAAUGACCUUUGGAUAGUGGCUCCGGUUCGGAAAAUGUUACUGAUUAUGGUUAUGUUUGAAGCCAACGGAUUGUCUUGGCAACAUACAUAUCGUAGGUGCCUGCAGCUAUUAAAUUAAGUAACUAAAACUAA